UUUAAUCUAGAUCACUGGUACAGCAGGUUUCUGUCUCUCUUCAGUUCAGGAUUUCUCUUCAAACCAACCAGGGCAUUGAAAAUCAUGAUAUUCCUGUCUCUUCCCUGUCUUCUGGUCCUUCUCAUUUCAGAGAAUGUAGAAGGGUUAAGCCCGGAAACUAUUCUUGUCUCUGGGUAUAACUCUGAGAUAGCCAGAUACAUACUUGAGGAUGGAGAAAUUAUCCGUAACGGAUCCUGGUUGGUAGAUGAGAAUAUGACCUGGAUGCAGGAGGCCAAUGGAUCCAUCUAUGCUAUCCAUGAAGUGUCAAGCUAUCUAGGCCAGGAGGGUGGGGCUAUCAGUCGCUGGGAGAUGGAGGAUAAUCAGCUUAUGAAGAAGGAGUUACUAAAUCUAAAAAGUGGUGGACCUGCUCAUGUUCUUGUUGAUACUGAACAUGACAUAGCUAUCACUGCCAACUAUGCUGGAGGUUCAGUUACUGUUGUUUCACUAGAAAAUGGCCAUCUUGGAAGAAUAUCACAGGUUCUAAAGUUUGGUGAAGGGUGCAGGGGUAUGUCACAUCCCCAUCACAUCGUUCAAGUUGAUGAUCUGGUCUGGGUUACAGAUCUUGGCUGUGACACCAUCUAUCAAUUUCUUAUUGAUGGUGACCAAUUGAAACGCAUAGGUGAAACACUUCUACCCUCUGGAUCAGGGCCACGACACAUGGUGCUUCAUCCUUUGGAACCCACAGCAUUCGUACUCUGUGAACAGAAAGACCUUGUGCUUGUGUACUCUGUGAACUAUACAUCAGGUGACCUAACCAAAGUACAAGAGCUCGAGCUUGCUGGUCUAGAUAUCAACUAUGGUGCUGAGAUAUUAGUAUCUGAAGAUGGGGACACCAUGUACGCUAGCAGUAGAGGGAAGGGUGUAGUGGUUGUAUACAAGUAUACAGGGAAGGAGUAUACUAGGGAUCAAGUAUUUGAACUAGAAGGGACCUGGCCUCGGAGUAUAGCUGUACGGAACAAUAUCCUUGUGGCUGUGGAUCAGAAGGGUGACAGUCUCCAGGUUCUAUCCUUGAACAAGACAGGAUUAUUAUCCUCUGGACCCAUCCUAGACACUCCUCCAGCUCCUGCCUUUGUCAUGUUUCUCAACUAAUAUGAAGAGGACUAUUUUUAAAGUUCCAACUCAUCUUGUAUUAUAAUCCUACUGAUCCUAGUACACUUCAAAAUAUCAUGAUAUGACGCAAACUGGUUUUUGACAAUGUUUUUUUAUCAUUUUAACAAUAAAUACACUUUUACUCCUA
This is a messenger RNA of Eurytemora carolleeae, 1276 nucleotides long. Its product is annotated as 6-phosphogluconolactonase. The record is from RefSeq and is a predicted model, not a curated record. NCBI's taxonomy places the organism in Eukaryota, Metazoa, Arthropoda, Copepoda, Calanoida, Temoridae. The transcript has 2 exons. Gene Ontology annotation, molecular function: protein binding; 6-phosphogluconolactonase activity. Bases 85 to 1128 code for a protein of 347 amino acids.